This is a messenger RNA of Propithecus coquereli (Coquerel's sifaka), 1349 nucleotides long. It is a transcript of the gene TASP1, whose product is annotated as taspase, threonine aspartase, 1. The coding region runs from base 57 to 1070 and encodes 337 amino acids. The record is from RefSeq and is a predicted model, not a curated record. The transcript is spliced from 11 exons. Lineage: Eukaryota; Metazoa; Chordata; Mammalia; Primates; Indriidae. Gene Ontology annotation, molecular function: threonine-type endopeptidase activity. Gene Ontology annotation, biological process: protein maturation.
GUUACUUUUGGAUGGAAGUAUGCCCUUUUCCCAAUAGAAGAUGGUAAUCUUGGAGAAUGACCAUGGAGAAGGGGAUGAGUUCUGGAGAAGGACUGCCUUCCAGAUCAUCUCAGGUUUCAGCUGUUAAAAUAACAGCCAAAGAUUUGGAAACAAAGCAGUCCCAUAAAGAGAAACGAGGAGGCUUUGUGUUGGUGCAUGCAGGUGCUUUCAGAGAUGAGGCAAUUGAAAAGCUACAGGCUGGUUCUCUUGCGACAGAUGCAGUGACUGCAGCACUGGUGGAACUUGAGGAUUCUCCUUUUACAAAUGCUGGAAUGGGAUCUAAUCUAAAUCUCUUAGGUGAAAUUGAGUGUGAUGCCAGCAUAAUGGAUGGAAAAUCCUUAAAUUUUGGAGCAGUUGGAGCACUGAGUGGAAUCAAGAACCCAGUCUCAGUUGCAAACAGACUCUUGUGUGAAGGGCAGAAGGGCAAGCUCUCAGCUGGCAGAAUUCCUCCCUGUUUAGCUGCAUUUAAAAGAAACAAGAGGAAACUAGAACUGGCAGAAAGGGUGGAAACAGAUUUCAUUCAACUAAAGAAAAGAAGACAAUCAAGUGAAAAGGAAAAUGACUCAGGCACUUUGGACACGGUGGGCGCUGUGGUUGUGGACCACGAAGGGAAUGUUGCUGCUGCUGUCUCCAGUGGAGGCUUGGCCUUGAAACACCCGGGGAGAGUUGGGCAGGCUGCUCUUUAUGGAUGUGGCUGCUGGGCUGAAAAUACUGGAGCUCAUAAUCCCUACUCCACAGCUGUGAGUACCUCAGGUUCACCUUUCCUCGCCAGUGAAGAUGGCGUGCUUGGUGGAGUGAUUGUUCUCCGAUCGUGCAGAUGUUCUACAGAGCCUGACUCCUCCCAAAAUAAGCAGACACUGCUAGUGGAAUUUCUGUGGAGCCACACAACAGAGAGCAUGUGUGUUGGAUAUAUGUCAGCCCAGGAUGGGAAAGCCAAGACUCACAUUUCAAGACUCCCUCCUGGUGCGGUGGCAGGACAGUCCGUCGCAAUUGAAGGUGGGGUUUGCCGCCUGGAGAGCCCAGUGAACUGACCCUUCAGGCUGAGCGUGAGGCCUCUGAGAUGCAUUUCAGAACCUGAGCUUUUUGGGGUUUUUAUGAAGUGGGAUGUUUUAUCUUCCUUGUUUUAUAAUUCCUAUCGCAACCUCGUGCACCGCUCGAGACACAAGUGCUGCUGUAGUUAGCGCUUAGUGACAAGCGGGCCUUUGGCGGGUGAGUGGGAUCGUGUGUGUGCAUGUGUGUGCGCGUGCGUGUGUGCUUGCUUCUCCCUUUAUGAAAUAGAAAUUCCUCAUUGUGUAACCUAAGACCAGGAA